This is a messenger RNA of Zophobas morio, 3853 nucleotides long. RefSeq names its product attractin-like protein 1. Lineage: Eukaryota; Metazoa; Arthropoda; Insecta; Coleoptera; Tenebrionidae. Bases 456 to 3749 code for a protein of 1097 amino acids. The record is from RefSeq and is a predicted model, not a curated record. Gene Ontology annotation, molecular function: protein binding. The transcript has 5 exons. Gene Ontology annotation, cellular component: Golgi apparatus.
UCCACAUGCUUCUACCAAUAAAAUUUGUCUGUUGUUUUUUUUGCGUGCUAAAAAUAAUAAUCUCGUGGAUCUAAACUUGAAGCCAGUUUAAAAUCAAGGUCGUUGCUAACUAUAAAUCUUUAUCGGAUUGAAUCAUAUCUUGGUUAAAAAUAUCACUCAAAAUUUAUUAAUUCUUAUUUAAUGACGCGCAUAUCAAAAGUUUGAUAAAUGUGAUGCAACCAGUAAUACAAGUACAGUUUAAUCAUUUUGAAAACCAGUGGCGUAGGGUAAAUUUAGUGGUGGAAGUUUCAGCAACGCGUAGCGAAAUUUCGCAAAUUCACUGUGGCAACACUGGUUGAUUGCAAAGACUACAAGACCAAAGAUCACGAAUUGCGUAAUGUGUGUUUGUUACUUAAGAAACGUCGACAAAUAUACAAAAUCAAAGAUAUUAAAAAUAUCAUAUUAAUAUUUUUCCGAUGUUCUUGUUCUUGUUCAAGUCGAAAUAUCGGCGACAAUGCUAUCUUUGGCAAGCUGUGUCUUACGCACUUUUGGUAUUGAGUUUGUGCUCGAUGGCAAGGGCCAAAUGCGUCGACCCAAGUUGUAGUGGUAAUGGGGUGUGCAAAAAUGAUACUUGCGUGUGUUACGAUGGAUGGCAGGGGCCCCAAUGUCAGUUCUGCGGCGGGAAAGUGCGUCUGGGCACCUCAACCGGCACCAUCCACGACGGCUCGGGCAACUACUCCCUCGGCGCCAAAUGCAGCUGGUUGAUCGACGCCCCCAACACUCACAUCACCCUCCAUCUAGAGGACUUCGCGACGGAAUGCGGCUGGGACUACCUUUACAUCUUCGACGGUGACAAUGUGGACUCGCCCCUGCUGGCCGGCUUCAGCGGCCUCAUGUACAAGAACAACUACAGCAUGCGGCACAUCCCCGAAAUUGUGGCGUACUCUGGCUCCGCCUUGGUGCACUUCUCCAGCGACGACGCCUUCACCAUGUCGGGUUUCAACUUGACCUAUCGCCUGAACGCCUGCCCGUCGAAGGUGUCGGGGGUGGACUGCAGCGGCAACGGCAGGUGCAACGAGGAAGUGUGCACUUGCUACGACGGCUGGACGGGGGCGGCGUGCCACCUGCAGGAGUGUCCCGACAACUGCGGCCACCACGAGGGAAGAGGGCACUGCGUGCCGGGGUUCGGGUGCGGGUGCAAGAGCGACUAUAAGGGGGACGAUUGCGGUCAGUACGCCCCCAAUGGGUACUGGGAGACGGUGAAGGUGAAGAGCUCCGUGCCACCGGGGUCGGCGUCGCACGGGGCGGCGGUCUGGAAGGACUCGAUGUAUUUGAUCGCCGGGGAGAGCUACAUUAAGAGGUCCAUGGUUUAUGUAUACGAUUUUAAAGGGAACGUGUGGGAGACGCCCCACAUCUCGGAGGGUCCAUCUCACCGCUACGGCCACUCCACAGUCAUCCACGGUAAUAAAAUUUUCCUCUAUGGAGGUGUGUUGGGUAACCGCGGUUACACUUCUGAAGUUUGGGCCUUCAAUUUCAAAGCCAAAACGUGGAAAAACAUAACAGUAAAAGCAGUGGCGUGUAAUUCGAGCGUCCUGAUGUGCGGUCCGUUAAAAUCGGCCGGUCAUACGGCUACGGUCAUCGAAAAUCCCACUAACCGGAAAGCCGACAGGAUGAUCGUCCUGUUCGGUCACUCUCCUCACUUGGGGUACUUGAAUACGGUGCAGGAGUACUAUUUCCGUACUCGCAAAUGGCAUAGAGUCACCACUAGAGGGUAUCCGGUUAAGGGGGGGUAUGGUCACACGGCCUCGUACGACUCCCUCACCGGGAAGAUAUACGUGUAUGGAGGAGUGGUGUCGAAUAACGAAUACCCUCAAGUUUUAAGCAAAAGUCUGUAUUCUUAUGAUCCUAAUAGCAGGGUAUGGGUUUUGUUGAAGGACGCCCCCUCGGCGCGUUUCUUGCAUACGGCGACCUUCAUCUCGGGGGGGUUGAUGCUGGUCUUCGGCGGUAACACCUUCAGUAACACUUUGCAUAGUUCCGGAGCCAAGUGCUACAGUUCGGAGUUCCUGACGUACGACGUGACGUGCGACACUUGGCAGGUGCUCCAGGUACCAAAGGACAUUCACGCGGAUUUGGCGAGGUUCGGCCACUCGGCGGUCACUUUCGAGGGGUCCUUGUACAUUUACGGCGGUUUCGACGGCCAGAUGCUGUCCGACAUGCUGAAAUACACCCCCGGGAGUUGCACCUCGUACAUCACCUCCAACGAUUGCUUGAGCAAAAAACCGGGGGUGAAGUGCGUCUGGGAUAUGAGAAACAACUUCUGCACCGCGAUCCAAAACAUUCCACUCAAGAAUCUGACGUCGCAGGCUGAUGGUCCCAUCAUCCGCUGCCCCGAACUCGACCGCACGAUGAUCACCCAAAGCGUGAUCCAGAACGAAGGCAGAUGCGAGAAGUUAGAGGAUUGUUUGAGUUGCGUUCAAACCACUAGUGAGUGUGUUUGGUGCGGCAGCGCGUGCCUGCAUCACAAGAAGUGCACGAACAGUUCGGGGAGCAACAUCUCGAAGUUGGAACACUGCCCCAUGGAUCCAACCCCGAUAUGCAAACAGCUCCACACUUGUUCCGCUUGCAGUUCACAACCCAUUUGCAGGUGGCGCUUCCUGCGGGCCAAGUGCCUGCCCAAUCCCCUGCCUUCCGACACUACGUGGCCAAACCUGUGUCAAAAAGCCUGUUCCCAACAUUCGUCCUGUCUCGACUGUACCCAGGAGGAGUGCAUUUGGUGCCAGACCGAGGGCCGCUGCGUCGACAAGAACGCGUACACGGCGAGCUUCCCCUACGGUCAAUGCCGCGAUUGGACGACGGUCGGCAGCAAGUGCCGGAGUCGCGACAGCGGCGAGAACUCCCAGUGCAGCUUCUACUCGACGUGCACCAAAUGCCGCGACGACCCGGCUUGCGGCUGGUGCGACGAUGGCUCCAAGACGGGCCUCGGCGAGUGCAUGCCCGGAGGGUACACGGGUGCCACCCUCCACACGCACUCGCUGCCGUCGAGGACGUGUCCAUCGGAUAGGUGGCACUUCACCACGUGCCCCUUGUGCCAGUGCAACGGGCACGCGAGCUGCGUCGCCAACACGAGCACGUGCCUGCCGUGCAGGAACCUGACGACGGGCAACCAGUGUGAGCACUGCGUCAAGGGGUACUGGGGCAACCCGGUCAACGGGGGCAAGUGCCAGCCGUGCGAGUGCAACGGGCAAGCGACGCACUGCCACCCGGAGACGGGCGAGUGCUACUGCACGACGAAGGGGCUGAUCGGGGACCACUGCGAGAAGUGCGACGGGACGAACCACUACGUCUCGGAUCCAAUCAACAAGGAGUCGUGCGUUUACGACCUCACCAUCGACUACCAAUUCACUUUCAACUUGUCAAAGAAGGAAGACCGUCAUUUCACUCAAAUAAAUUUCCGAAACAGUCCCAUAAAAGCCGACAUCGACACGGAUUUUUUCAUCAAGUGCUCCGUUCUUGCCAAGAUGAACAUAACGGUACGGAGUCGAAAUAACAAUGAGGAGAAACUCAUCUACGAAGACGUCAAUUGUACAACCUUCAAGACCAGAUUUCUAAAGUCUGAAUAUAACUUCGGCGUCGAAGACAACGUGAUUCUAACGACUUUCUACGUGUACGUUUACGACCUCCAGCCGCCGCUAUGGAUACAGAUUUCCUUCGCGCAGCCUCCAAAACUGAAUCUCCAGAAGCUUUUCAUACUAGGGUUGAUUCCGCAUUAAAAGAAUUUUGAAAUUUUAAACCAAAGGAUCAAUGCAAUUUUGUUUUGUGAAGAUGUCUAAUCAAAUACUCACUAUGUGCCAUAAAAUUAUACAAUAUCUUUAUA